GCUUGGUGUGUGUGCCGUUUCGUCUCUGCCCGCCAACGAUACACACCGAAAGCACAAAGAAUUCCAAAACCCAAUAUAUAAAAAAAAGACAAGCGUGAAACCUACUCUGCCAAAAAUCAAUCCCUUCCCACCUUUUCUUUCUCUCUGCUUUCAGCCACUCUAAUCUCUAUACUAGUCUCUGCAUCCUCACAAAGCAUUGACACAGAGAGGGAGAGAUGGGUGGGAGACUGGGCUUUUCCUUUGUAUAAUGAAUGAAGGACUGAAACCUCUUCUUCUCAGAAGAAGAUGGCAAUUCAACUUCUCGAUGAGCGACAACUAGAACAACAACAAGAACAGAACUCUUCAUUCUUGCUGGAUGCUCUGUACUGCGAGGAAGAGAGAUGGGAGGAAGAAGUAGAGGAAGAAGGAGAGGUUGUACAAGGGGAGAGUGAGAUAUGCAGCAGCAAAAGCAGCGGUAUAAAGAAACCUUCUCUUUUUCCUUUGCUCUUGUUGGAGCAAGAUUUGUUCUUGGCAGAUGAAGAGCUUCUUUCUCUCUUCUCUAAAGAAGAGCAGCAACAAGCCAAUCUUAAUCACGGCAUUGUGGAAACAGAAUCUGCUAUUUCUGCGGCUCGUCGCGAGGCUGUGGAGUGGAUGCUCAAGGUCAAUGCCCAUUACGGAUUCUCAUCUCUCGCAGCAAUCCUAUCCAUUAACUAUCUUGAUAGGUUCCUCGCUAGCCACCAUUUUCAUAGAGACAACAAGCCAUGGAUGAUGCAGCUUGUGGCUGUGGCUUGUCUCUCUCUUGCUGCAAAAGUGGAAGAGACCCAAGUGCCCAUUCUCUUGGAUCUCCAAGGGAAGGACGCACAGUAUGUGUUUGAGGCAAAAACUAUUCAAAGAAUGGAGCUUUUGGUGCUCUCCACCCUUCAAUGGAAGAUGCACCCAGUAACCCCACUCUCAUUUCUUGAGCACAUCACAAGGAGGCUUGGGAUGAAGACCCAUCUCCACUGGGAAUUCCUCCGGCGAUGUGAGCGUCUCCUCCUCUCUGUGGUCACCGAUUCAAGAUUCGUCGGUUGUCUUUCUUCGGUUUUGGCCACUGCCACUAUGAUGCACGUUAUAGACCAAGUUGAGCCUUGUAAUCCCACGGAAUACCAAAACCAGCUUCUGGGCGUCCUAAAAAUAAACAAGGAAAAAGUAAAAGCCUGUUAUAAUCUCAUCCUUGAGCUAUCAAACGCCUAUAAUUGCGUCCAUAACAACCCUCGCAAGCGCAAGUACGAGCAAAUUCCUUGCAGCCCAAGUGGUGUAAUUGAUGCUGUUUUUGGCUCUGAUAGCUCCAACGAUUCUUGGGCUGUGUCGUCGGUUUACUCAUCGCCGGAGCCUCCGUUCAAGAAGAGCAGAGCCCAUGAACAGCAAAUGAAACUGCCAUCACUCAACCGGAUCUCUGUGGGCAUUGUUGGCAGCCCUCCAUAAAACCCUCUUUUCCCUCUCUCUCUCUCUCUCUCUCUCUUCCCCCGUCUAAAAAACUCUAUAUUUUAUUAUAUGGGUAAUUUCUCUUUUGGUGCAAAUUUAAAGUGCCUUCCAGAAUCCAGAGCAUAUGAGCAUUUCCCACAAUGUCCACCAUGUUUUCAUGCCUUGGAGAGGAAACACAUGCAGCCGUGGAGAUAGGCGGCAUUUUGCAGGAAGAAAAGAGACAACAGACAAGAAUAGCUGGCAUUGAAGGGAUUUUUACACAAGUCUUCUUCUCUGUUUAUGUUUUUGGCACUCUCUUCUCCAUCUACGAGUCUCUUCUAGACAUACUACUCUAUCUGGACAUAUCUAUAUAUCAUCAUAUUCGAUAAUAAAUUCAGAACAAUUUUUGUUUGUUUGUAUAA
Molecule: messenger RNA, 1844 nt
Organism: Alnus glutinosa
Lineage: Eukaryota; Viridiplantae; Streptophyta; Magnoliopsida; Fagales; Betulaceae
Product: cyclin-D3-1
Exons: 4
Coding region: 286-1443 (385 amino acids)
Biological process (GO): mitotic cell cycle phase transition; regulation of cyclin-dependent protein serine/threonine kinase activity
Cellular component (GO): nucleus; cyclin-dependent protein kinase holoenzyme complex; cytoplasm
Molecular function (GO): cyclin-dependent protein serine/threonine kinase regulator activity
Source: RefSeq, a predicted model, not a curated record